CCCGCCCGCUCCCCCUCUCCCGGCGCUGCCGCAGAGCCUCCACCGCAACAAGCCCACACAGCCGCUCCGGUCCGCCCCUCCUCUGGUCUGUCACGCUCAGCGGCUCCUCCGAGAGGCUUCUCGCUGCCUCCCGCAGCUUCGCCGCGAGCAGGAGGCAGCAGCAGCGGGAGCGGAGGGAGCUGCCGCGGCUCUCCGCCUGCCCCCGGUUGAAUAUUACAGCUUCACUUGUACCUGGGCUUUUUCCACUGAUGUCCAACACGCAAUAGACAUUCCAAACAAUAUUUAGGAGGUGCCUUUGCAGCUUCACAGGAGUCCUUUGAUACAGGAUGGAGGACACGUACAAAGACAGGACUUCACUAGUGAAAGGAGCCAAAGAUAUUGCUAAAGAGGUGAAGAGGCAAGCAGUGAAAAAAGUGAAUAAAGCAGUUGACAAAGCCCAGGAUGGCUACACACAGAGGUCCUACAAUCGAUUUCAGGAUGAGGAAGAUGAUGAUGAUUACUAUGGCCAUGGUGCAGAAGCUAAUGAUGAUGAAGGAUCUAGUGAAGCAACUGAAGGACAUGAUGAAGAUGAUGAAAUUUAUGAAGGGGAGUAUCAGGGAAUCCCCAACAUGGCGCAGGGUAAGGAUGACAUGGCCUUAGGUCAGUGUAUGCGUGAUGAAUACAAGGAUCGUCAUGAACUGGAAACAGAGAGGAAAGCUGAUGAAGAAGAGCUCGCACAGCAAUAUGAACUGAUAAUACAAGAAUGUGGCCAUGGUCGUUUCCAGUGGGCCCUCUUCUUUGUGUUAGGAAUGGCUCUAAUGGCGGAUGGAGUUGAAGUGUUUGUGGUUGGAUUUGUGUUACCCAGUGCUGAAACAGAUAUGUGUAUACCCAAUUCUGGAUCAGGAUGGCUUGGUAGCAUAGUGUACCUUGGGAUGAUGGUGGGGGCGUUCUUCUGGGGAGGCUUGGCAGACAAGGUGGGAAGGAGACAAUCACUCCUGAUAUGCAUGUCUGUCAAUGGAUUCUUUGCCUUCCUUUCAUCCUUUGUCCAGGGCUAUGGCUUCUUCCUCUUCUGUCGCUUGUUGUCUGGAUUUGGGAUUGGUGGAGCUAUGCCAACAGUCUUCUCCUAUUUUUCGGAAGUGCUUGCUCGGGAGAAACGAGGUGAACACCUGAGCUGGCUCUGUAUGUUUUGGAUGAUUGGUGGCAUCUACGCUUCAGCAAUGGCUUGGGCAAUAAUUCCCCAUUAUGGAUGGAGUUUCAGCAUGGGCUCUGCCUACCAGUUCCACAGCUGGCGAGUAUUUGUGAUUGUCUGUGCACUACCUUGUGUCUCUUCUGUGGUUGCCCUCACCUUUAUGCCGGAAAGCCCACGGUUCCUGCUGGAGGUUGGAAAACAUGAUGAGGCUUGGAUGAUACUCAAGCAAAUUCACGACACAAACAUGCGCGCUCGUGGUCAGCCAGAGAAAGUCUUCACUGUUACCAGAAUCAAAACACCUAAGCAGAUAGAUGAGCUCAUAGAAAUAGAGAGUGAUACUGGAACUUGGUACAGGAGGUGCUUUGUAAGAAUCCGCACAGAGCUGUAUGGUAUUUGGUUGACAUUUAUGAGAUGCUUCAACUACCCAGUGAAGGAUAAUACAAUCAAACUUACAGCUGUGUGGUUCACCCUGUCUUUUGGCUACUAUGGCUUAUCUGUCUGGUUUCCUGAUGUCAUUAAACAUCUGCAGUCAGACGAGUAUGCAUCCCGAGUGAAACAUUUCCGCAAUGAAGAGGUCUCACAUUUUGUCUUCAACUUCACACUGGAAAAUCAGAUUCACAGCAAUGGAGAAUACAUCAAUGACAGGUUUAUUAUGAUGAAGUUUAAAUCAGUAACCUUUGAAGAUUCACUCUUUAAGAACUGUGUUUUUGAAGACAUUACUUCACUGAACACAUACUUCAGGAACUGUACUUUCGUGAAUACCACCUUCUACAAUACAGAUCUCGAGCAGUAUAAAUUUGUUGACAGUGAAUUGAUAAAUUGCACAUUUUUUCACGUCAGGACAGGAUGCCAGAUUUCUUUUGAUGAUGACUACAGUGCCUACUGGAUCUACUUUGUUAAUUUCCUGGGAACUUUGGCAGUGUUACCAGGAAAUAUUGUGUCCGCUCUCCUGAUGGAUAGAAUAGGACGGUUAACAAUGCUAGGUGGUUCCAUGGUUCUUUCUGGCAUCAGCUGUUUUUUCCUGUGGUUUGGGACCAGUGAGUCCAUGAUGAUAGGUAUGCUGUGCCUCUACAACGGUCUCACCAUCUCAGCAUGGAACUCUCUAGAUGUCAUUACUGUGGAGCUGUAUCCUACAGACAGAAGGGCAACAGGCUUUGGCUUUUUGAAUGCACUAUGCAAAGCUGCAGCUGUACUUGGAAACCUAAUAUUCGGUUCCCUUGUUGGUAUCACCAAAGCAAUCCCUAUUCUCCUUGCUUCUACUGUUCUAGUAUGUGGAGGUCUGGUAGGACUUCGGCUUCCUGAUACAAGAACCCAGGUGUUGAUGUAACUGGAAAAAAACGUUCACAAUUUAUUUCCUUCUUUGUACAAAUGUCAAUUCUCCUGACUGAUGGUGCAAAGGCUUCAGAUUCUCAACACACAGUAGAGUGCUCAAAUGUCAGAAAUCAAACUCAAAAGAUACUUUGGAGUAGCAGAGAUUUAGCAACCUCUGUAUGAAAGUUUUAAAUUUCACUUUUGUUUGCUUGCAUACUUUGCUAUUCAAACCCAUUUCACUUCAAAGUUCAAAGCUACCUCUUAAAACAGUUUUGGUGACAUAUCCAGGAAGGUAAAAACCAUACUGAUAAUUAGAUAUUUAAAAUGCAAGCAGUCAGAUUAUUUCAAAAACACACACUAAAUUUGGUCAUGGCAUUGUGAGCUUUAGUACAGACAUGAAAAUCAAUUACUUAGCAGUAUUGGUGCGGGGAAUGUUAAUGUGUCAAUGCAUGCAGCAUUUAUCAGGAAACUCAACUAGUUGCAUCAGUAUUGGGAACAGUGACCUUCUGCAGCUGUGCUUAGGUGGUAAAAACUCGUGGCAAUGACUCUUUCUCGGGAAACAUUUUUAGGCAAUCUAAGUAAAGAUUACCAACUACACCCCGUACUGGCUGAGGAGGAGGCAGCAGCCACUGCAGGGAAUUUAAAAUCCACAUAGGUAUGCAGCAGGGAGAAUAACAAAAUCAACAUUUUCACUUUUUUCUGUUGAUGCACCAGGACAAUCUUGUUUUAUUCUCACUUGUGGCAUCUGGAAUAUUUUUUUCCAUUUAAAACAAUGAAUUUGUCUUAUUCCCGGAAUGAACGAAUGCAAAUAGCAUUGCUGUCAUUAGCAUGAAUAAAGGAAGAAUCAGGCCAUAAAACUAUAUGAUAAGGAAGAUGCUUUCAGAGGUUUAUUUGGAAUUUAUAUAUGUAAAGACCUUCAUUUUUUUUCAUAGUUUCUACACCUUAAUACAGCCAUUUUCUUGGCUAAUUUUUAAUAGUUCAAGAAAUGCCUGACCACUUAAUAUCUUCAAGUGUCUCUUGACACUAAGAAAUAAGCUGUGGCAAGGCUACAGGGAAUGGUAAUGUUUUUGUUAGACCAAGUGCAUAGAUGAAAAGCAAAUGGUAGUAAAUACAUUCCUUGUAUGCUAUGGACUGCUCUGAUUACCGGAAAAUUCCCCAUCAGUCCUGAUGCUAUGCAACAGGUUAUGGGAUCUCUUUAAAAUAUCAUCAUUACCAAUUUAAUACAGACACGUUUUUAAAACUAUCAAAGAAAAGAGGCAGAUCCUCUGAUGACAGAAACUGGCAUUGCUUUCAGUGGAGCUAAGACAACUUGUAUUAGCUGAUUUACUAUCUGCAAUUUCAAAUGUUAAAUAACAAAUUCGCUAUAAAACAUAUGGAAAAUUUUGUUCAGUAUUUUUUUUUCUAAUUAUGUCUGACAGCAUUUAUUAGGUAGAUGCAUCAUUGCCAAGGAACUAAGCUUUCAAAUAAGGUCAUCAUCUAGUAAACUAGAGUUUUUUUCAUUGAUUUUUCUCUUGCUCUUAGAUGUGAACUUUGAUUUGGGUAGUAAUAUCUGGCACUACAGUCUUUAUCAAUCAUCAUCUUCAUCAUAUCUAGAGAAUCAGUAAAAGUUUAAGUAAGAAGAUCAUCCAACACAUUCAUACUUCACUGUUUAAUCUACUGAUUCUAGAAGUGACAUUUUCAGUUAUUAACAAAUGCCUCUGCUACACAUUGUAGCACAAAAAAUGUUAGCCCAAGAUGUUAUUUUCUCCUAUGAAAUGAGAAAACUGGCAGAAUUAAAAAAGGGUGAGUAUGGAAAACUAGGGGGCAUUAUUUAGAUGUUGAUAAUUUAAAUAUGCUAUAGUAAGAAAAGUUUGAGAAGUGUGUUUAUUUUGCAGUGUUGAGAUGAAGAUAUUUGACAUGACAUAUUUUAUGUUUAAAUCUGACUUAGACAUGUCGCUUAAAUUUCUAAACUAUGCUAAUAAAUGAGGAAGAAUUAUUUUUCACUAAGCUAUAGAGCAAAAUUCUGGCCUUAGUUUUGCAUCUGUGGCUUUUGUCCACUAGUCAUAGUCUUAUUGUUAAUUUAAAACUGUUUUCUACAAUUAAUAUUAUAUUUGAGCCCUUUUUCUCUGUGCAAUUCAUUAACAGAACAUGUUCAACUCUUUGCUUGUACUGCACAAGUUAUUUUGAAAUCUGAAGCCUCUGUACAUAUUUGGAGUGAACAUCAACAACAAUGGUAAAAUAUUGCUUUGUGUUGCUAUGCACUGUCCUCUUGCAGCAGUAUAUUCUGUCCAUCUCUGCAUGUAAUUUCCAUAAUACUCAGAUACAACACCUUAUACUUUCUGACCAGCUUGAAGCACAUGAGUCACAGAAAAAUAAUGUUCAGCUUUUGAGGACUAUGAUUCAAGUUUAACACUCUAAAAUCUCAUUACAUGUAAAAUUACGUUGAUUUCAGAGUUGGUCUUAUUGCAAAUCCCAGGUCUGUGAUUAAGUCUGGAUGAAAUGGAAUGUAGCAACAACAGGAAUUAGCAGAGAUUUGGAAAAAUGGAGACUGCAUGGUCCAGAAUGAAAAUGUUCUAAGGUAGAAAAAAGAAAAAAAUAAUAGUGGGUAGGAAUUGGGAGAACAAGUAAAUGAAAGAGAUUAACAAAGAAAAACCCAAGAACAUGUUCAACAUAUGAAACAAAACCUAAAGUUAGAAUUUUCCUAGAUGGUAAGCUAGCUGACUCAACAGAUUUGAACUAAUUGCAAGCCAAUAUCAAAGUUGUUUGAAUAAUCAAUAGUUUUUCUUUCAGUGCCAUAAAGAUUUAUCUCAUAAAGACAGAAAAGUGAAUGCAAUUUCAUGCUAUAAAUAACUUGGUGAGAUAGGUGAAAUCCACAGACUGGAACAGAAAUCUAUGGAGAGCUGGACACAAAUGUUGCACACAUUAUAAGGGAAUGUAAUUUGACUGGUCUUCAGCAAAUCUGUCUUUUCUUGCAGCCUCCAAAGCAGUCACAGGUAAUAAAUAUUGAACUGAAGGGUCUGCACUUCCUUCCUAUGUCUAUUCGCUUAUAUGUCACAAAAGAAUCACUUAGUGGCAUGUCUAGAUUCCUAAUACACCAGAGAGAAGCAAACUGGAUAGCAUUUGUGUAUCACAGUUAUAAAACAUAUGUAAUAAAAACUGCUUGUUUGGUCACAGAACUGCUAACUAGACUGCUAACUAGAAAUCCCUGUCAGUCUAAACUGAAGUAUGAUGUAACGUAUAGGAAUUUUCUGUGCGGCUGAAAAGCUCAUCCCAACAGCAACAAUGACAAAAAGCACAAUGGCCCCUGAAAACACCAAAGACUUACAACAUUUAGAAUGCUGUUAACCAUGACAGUCAGCUAUUUUGAAGUUUGGAAACUGUCCACAAAAGAGACCACAUGUUUUCAUUUUUGGCAAGGAAAUUUUAUUUUAAUUAAUUUUACUCCUUGCAGAUUGUCCUUGAGUAGGACUUGACUUAGCAGACUCCAGUUUCUUGAAAGCAUCCUAUUUAUUAUGUUAGUAUGCUUUGAGCAGCUUGAUAAUAUCCAAGCUAGCACUCUGUUGCUUGGAAGCAUGUGCUACAGCAUUUGGCAACCAUUGCAUUGGUUGCUGAGUACAGGCUCCUAGAAAGGAGACCAGGAAUAGGUCUUCACGGUGGAGCGCUGAACAAGAUUGGUGAAGAAUGACAUACUGGGAAACCUUGUUCCUCUAUGCUUGAUUUUAACCUGUUCCCUUACAGAGUUUUAUACAACAAAAUUUGGGCACUGAUGAAAAAGAGUUAACCCUCCUUCCUGAUGUCCCCACUAGUCUACUCCUCUUUAUCAUCUUAGGAAUAGGGGUCAAAGUUAAGACUGCUAACUCAAGCUCUGUUUGCUUUCUCUUCCUGCCAUUCCAGUAAUUCCAUCCCAAAUUACUUUUCUUACUAGGGGACCAGUCUUAAAGAAAGUCAAAACUCUCUCACUUGCUACUGACUUCCCAGUAACAUUCAGUAAGAAGUUUUAUUAGGUAUCUUUUGCAGUUUGGUAAUUACAUUUUAAAACAAUAUGGAAAACAGCCUUAGAAAUCUUUCUGUGUGUGAAUCUCACCUUUUGAGACAGCCAGACUCUACAUUUCCCUACCUAUUGAGAAGGCUGACCUAAUAGAAGAAGAGGUGUCCUCUCAGAAUGGCCCCUAUUGACCUCCUGAUUUGAGGGAAUCUUCUUGCCUGUGCACCUAGCUCAGCUCCAUUUGAGGGAAAUUAUAUCCUGUAUUCUUUUUUCUACCACUGUGGAGCCCUUAUCUUUCUGCAACUGCUCUCGAGGCACAACAGCGGAUACCAAUUCUCAGCAAAGUAAUAUAGUCCUCAGUCUUUCAUGUGGACAGCUUCUGUGUGCUAGGCUUUAGCUCUCUUCCCCAUUCUGAGUUUUAAAUUUAUGUUCAUUAGUCAGAGAAAGAUGUUUACAUCUAGUCGCACCUCUUUACCCAAACAAGAUGAUAGCAUUCUAAUACAACCUACAAGCCAUGUUUCCUGUUUAAAAACCUGGAAAUGCAAUUGAAAUUUCAAUCACAACAUUAAAAAAUGAAUCCUUGCACUCAGGGGGUCAAAGACACAAGAAGUGAAAACAGAAAUGCUCCACUUCCUCUGGUGUUUUGAAAGAAAACACAUGUUCAGUAAUCAUAUUCCGAAGAAAACACAUCUGAGAGACUGUUUUUUUGUAUUUCCUGCCUUCUUGUUCAUUAAACUUACUGUAGAAUAUUAGGUAUUUGCCUGCAUUAGUACUUUCAAAUGUUGCUAGUUGAGAAAACACAGCAUGAAAAUUCAGACUUUUGCUUGUAUUUCAAGGUAAGACAUGGUUCAGGCAAUGAUGUGGAAUUGGAAGAGACAUUAGCCAGAAAAUGUGGAACUCAGUUCAAAAUCUGAAUUAAAUGGAAAGCAUCAACUUAUAAUGCUACUUGCAGAUCUCACUUACUUUCAUUUAACAUCACAUAUUCUACAACCAAUCCAUGUGCUGCUAUCAGCCUCAUUUGCUUUCUUCAAAUAAUUUCAAAAGUGCUGCAAAAUAUAUUUGGAUUCACUAUAAUUUCUUGUUUCUUCCUGCAAAGGAAAGACCCUAAGAUUGUUAUAUAGAAUUUAUAGAAUUUCAUCCACAUUCAGGACCUUUUUUUAAUGCAGUGACUUAGUAUGUGAAAAUAGAAAAAAGAUAAAUUUGGCCUGAUUUAAUUACUUUUCUUAUUGAACAUUUUGUUGAAUUAUGUACAAAGAUGCUGGCCUGCAAUAUGGAGUUUGGGGCCUCUGAAUACAUCCUGUGGAGCUCAAAAUGAACAAAGCAGUCAUUUUCAGUAGUCUCCUCCCACAACAUACACACAAGUUACAUUUAAAAGGGCCAAAACACUUAGGGAAAAGCACAGUGCUUUCUAGGGUAAACAAUCUAUUCUCUUUGACAAAGGUCUAGAACAUAUUGCUUGCUUCGGACCAGUACACAGUCUGAUAAGCAAAGAUUGGAGAUUACUUAACAGCAGAAGUAUUUGGGUGAGGAUGACCUGACAUGAAAGUAUUGUUCUUUCCACUGAGGGUACACAUGAAUACACAUUUUAAUGUCACAUAACCAAGAUGAUUUGUAGAAACCUUGCCCCUGCUCUGGCCAUCAACACAUUUAAGUUGUAGCCAGAUACAUCAGUCCACAAGUGAGAGAAAAGUGAGAGAGAAAAAGAGCUGGCAGGCACUUUCAGCACUCUCUCCACAGCUAGCCACCUAAGCUCAUUUCUCGAGGAUCCUAAGGAUCUGGUUUUUUGCUUAGCUUUCUACUUUCUAAUUUUGGACAUCUACCACUUGCCAUUGAGUUUUCAUCAGUAGUGGUAACCAAGCAAGCUGAAAGUGCUUUAAUGCUAAAGGACAGCACUCACAGCCCAUUGCAAGUAGUGUACUCUGCAAGAGUCCAGUGUCAUAUGUGUUGUUCCUGUUUCAGUUAUUGUCAAGCACUAGAGCUGUCAACUAGCACUUCUCUUGUACAAUUCUGCAUGUAUUCUUAUCUGUAAGACAUGUCUUCUAUCCUCUUAAUGUCUGCCUUGUAUGACCAUAUGUAUGCCCAUCCCCCACUGGCUAUGUGAUGAAUCUAUUUUGUGAAUCUUACAUGGGUCUAUCUUACCCAGUUAAAAGGUGAUCCUUCAAAAGAAGAGGGCUGGGAAAAAUAAUGAAAUGGAACCAAAUUAAAUGUAAACAAUGAAAAGUAAUAGUUCAAGAUAUAGGCUUCAAUUAUUUUUAUUUUUUCAGAUGUUUUCUUCAAAUCUUCACCUGAAACUAUAUAAUAUUGUGUAUUGUAAAGAAAUAGUACACAGUUAGAAGUGAACACAUAUGCAGAUAUAUGUAGGUGAAUACACACACAUAUGGACACACUUCUACAACACAGGCAAAUGUUAAAGUUACAAACCAUGUUCUCAUCUUUUUCUUUGUGACUUUCUUCAUUGUGCAUUUUACAGAAAUAACAUCCUGCUCCAUUCCUUGUGAAGAAACCUUUAUUUAUUCAUGUGCAAAAUUAUUGGGUUGCUAAGAGUCAUGGCAACUGGCAAUUAGUUUCCAGUCAUUGGAAGGGGAUUCCUAAAAUGUUCUGAAAAAUGAGCUUUGACUUAGCUGUUGCCUUCCCCUGCUGGCCCAACCCACCCCAUCACACUGUGCCAAACAAGAAAGCAGCACAUCAAGCAAAGGCACUGGUGUUCCAGUGACUAGGAGACACAGCACUCUCAGUUACAUAUACUCCUAAAAGCUAUGAAUUUUGUCUUAUUCAACCAAAAGGCCUUCAAAAUGGUCCAUGGGGAUAUCAACAUGCUAACUUCUGUGUAAUGUAUGAGAAAAUGUCUGUGAUUUUCUGUAUUGUAUGUUUUUCAUUGUUUCUGCAUAUAUGGCUGCUGUUGUUCUAGUGAUGUGGUUAAGAAUUAUCUGCUACUGUUCUUAUCAGCAAUUUUUGACCAGCCUGAAACAGAGCCAUUGCCAGGGUGUUUUUCGAUGAAUGAUUGACACCCAUGAAGAUCUUCUAUCAUAAUUAGUGCCGUAUAAAGUCAUGGAUACUAUAUUUCAAGCCAAUCCACGAUGAAAAUAUCAGCACAUAUCCAUAGACCAGUGAGAGUGGAAAGAGCUCUUCCAAAAGCUCUGGCAUCUGCUACAUUUCUUCUUUGCUCUUUUCAGGAUGUUCACUCUUUGCAGUAUUCUUCCUCUGGUAGGGGACAUGCACUCAUGCUACAGACGUAAGAAAGCAGAAGAAAGGGCGUAUUCCUUUCACAGGAAGGAAUGUAUAUUUGCUAUAGGAAAGCCAGCUCUAUAAUAAGAUUAAAACAAACAAACUGACUAACUCAAGCAGCUUGCUAUUCUUUUUUAUCCCCAUGUCUCUCAUGAGUUGAUAACAGUGCAUACCAAACCCUUGGGAGGAGACUAAAAGGGGCAGCAAGGCUUACACGAUAGUUCUUCUGGAAAGGAGGAGAUCUUCCCAAAGGGAAAACAUAUGCAAUGAGUGAAGCCAUAGCAUAUAGCUUCUAAUUGUGAUCAAAAACAAGCAGUUUUAAGUAUAAAAUUGUUAUUCAAAUCCAUAUCAGCAGUAGAAAUGUGUAAACAUAGAUUAAAAUCAGUGGCUUGGAAGAGAAAAGAGAAUAUUUGAAGAGCUAGUUAAAAAACACAACAGCCCAUCAUCUCUCUUGGACAAACUUUUCAGGGCUUUCCUGUUUCUUCCUGCUACCAAUCAUCCUAAUAUGGUGAUUGAUUCCUUUAGUGCCUCACUAAGGAAAUGAAAGACUAUAUUGACAUUUACAAAAAAAUUGAAACCAGGCAUGAAAUUAGCACUGUAGGAAAGGCAGCUCAUUUAUAAGAAGUAAAAAAUGCCCCAAGCUGCUAGUGUCUGCCUGCAUUUAUUGUCCUCCAAGUGGUUUAGGAUCCUACAAAGUGUUACAUGACAAUCUGAUUCCUGUUUAAAUCAGUGAAGCAAUUUUUUAGGAUCAAGAUCCCAGCUUUGUCUUUCAAAAAUAUUAGUAUGUGCUGUGUAUACUGCCAUGCUGGAAUUGCUAUAGUGAGAGAAAUGUGUUUUUUCAGCCAUUUUAAAAAGAUGAAUAAUUUUAGCCUGGUUUUUCCUAUGAAUGUAGUGUUUCACAGAUAUUUAGAGGAUUUUAAUAGCAAUGCUUUGAGCUAAGUGAAUCAACUGGCAAUUUAUUCUAACCAUUUUCUACAGAAUAUUGUAUUAAACAACCCAAUUAAACUUAAGAAAUGCUGUAUUACCUUCAGCUGCACAACAUUGUGUCAACUAAACUAUCAACUAUCUCAUACUUGGCCUCAAAUGUAUGUAGGAAUAUACUGUAUAAAAUUAGAUGGUUUUUUAAUGGGGCAGUUUCCAUUGCAAUGUCAUGAUGUGCAGAAGUCAGGUAUCAAGAUGAGAUACAGCAAGUAGAGAUCUUGGCCUUCACUGCAACUUAUUGGUAUUGUAAGGUUACUGAUUUUCUUAAAAAGCUGUUGGUUUUUUACUUUCACUGCAAUUAAUUGGCAUUGUAAGGUUACUGAUCUGCUUAAAAACCUGUUAGCAUUUUCUAAUGCCAAACAACAGAAAGAAAAUAUGUAGUCUUUCCUAGUUUUGUUGCAGUUAUUUUCUGGUCCCUGCUUCUAAACUUCCACUCAAAUUUCCAACUGUUCUGAGACAACUGGCCAUCCCAUUUUUCAAAUAGUCUUCAGUGUACAAACACACAGAUAUGUUAAUGGACACCUGUUGUCAAGAAAAUCAUUACCAUUUCUGACAAUCUCCAUUUCUCAGUGCAAGGUAACAUGUACAUACUGUAUAUACGGGUAACAAGCUACUUUAAAGUUGAGUUGCCAUUUGAACAUGGGAAUUCGAUUUCAGAUCUGAUAAUCUGCAUCAAGAUCUUGGCAAUGGUCCUGUCCUCUCUGUUUCUUUCUUCCUUUGUUUCCUUUACUGCUGUGUGUGCCUGGAAAGCAGGUUACAGUCAUCAUUAUUGUAUAUAUGUGUUUGCAUGUGUGUGCCUUGAUAAAUUCUCUCUUUUGGAGUUCUGAAUUUUUCAUUUCAAGUCCAGCUGAUACAAUUGUGAACUCAUCUUUCCAGUAUCCUCCUCUGUGUCAAAUUGCCAGCUUCCAAAAUGUUUGACCAAGUGUUUUGAUUAAGUCCUCUGAGGAAAGCUGUCUGUAUAUUUGUGAAAGGGCAUGCUCUGUGUAGGAUGACUGUGUACAGUAUAAAUCUAUAAAAUGUGGAAGUGUUUAUAAAUUUAUCUGCAAAAUAUUUAUCUGUGUAACAAAUGCAAAGUUAUUUAGUGUACAUCAGAUUAAUAAAUGGGGAUGAUUUUUUGCUCUGCUGUAUUAAAAUAAAGAUAUGUUCUCUGCAAUGAA
Messenger RNA from Catharus ustulatus (Swainson's thrush), 11806 nucleotides. RefSeq names its product synaptic vesicle glycoprotein 2C (gene SV2C). Gene Ontology annotation, molecular function: transmembrane transporter activity. Gene Ontology annotation, cellular component: membrane. The coding region runs from base 327 to 2495 and encodes 722 amino acids. NCBI's taxonomy places the organism in Eukaryota, Metazoa, Chordata, Aves, Passeriformes, Turdidae. The record is from RefSeq and is a predicted model, not a curated record. The transcript is spliced from 13 exons. Gene Ontology annotation, biological process: chemical synaptic transmission; transmembrane transport.